UCUUGUUUGUUUCGCAGCAAGAAAUCCAGCAGGCCUACACUCAGCUCUCAGUGAGUCAGAGCUAUCAGUCUGUACCAGGCCUGUACACGUCUUUAUUGGAGGGGAAAUGAAAAAGUAAUAAUUUCUGGUUCUUAAUGCAGCAGUUGGUCUUCAGUUGAAUGAGUGAUGUUCACAGUAGAGCACACCAUGGCGACUGCAGCAUCAGAUGAUCUGUAUCCUCUGAAGCGCUCGAGUAGCUGUGAGUGGCUGCCACCUAACAUGUCUGAGCUGAGGGUUGUUCUGCUGGGGAACAGCUGGUCUGAGAGGAGUUCAGUGGGGAACUUGAUACUGGGAGAGACUGUGUUCAAAACUGAGGAAGAACCAGACUGCUGUCAGAGAGUCAGAGGACAGUUGGAGGAGAAAAGAAUAGUUCUGAUCAACACUCCCGAUCUGCUGCACCCCAACAUCUCUGAAGAAAAACUGACAGAACAUGUAGAAAACUGUGUGAGACUUUCUGAUCCUGGCCCUCAUGUGUUCCUGCUGGUUCUACAGCCUGAAGACUUCACUGAGAAACACAAAGUGAAGCUCUGCAGAAUCCUUGAAAAGUUUAGUGACGGAUCAUUUAAUCAUUCAUUGGAUCUGAUAUCAACACCCAGAAUAGAGAGAUCAGGUUUAAUGGAAACAUACAUGGAACACCCUCCAUUAAAAGACAUGAUCAGAAAAUGUAGAUACAGAUACUUGAAGCUGAAGGGUCUUGAACCUCCAGAGCUGUUAACACGCUUGGGUCAAACUGUGAAGGAGAACAAUGGAGAGCAUGUGAGCUGUGAUGUAUUUAAGGACACAACAUCUACUUUACCAGGUGAUCAUCAAAGUCCAAAACAAAAGGAAACACAAACUCCCAUCACAGAUGCUGUUAAAGCUGCUGGGCUGCAACUGGUUAACAAAAUCACUGCGCAAUUAUCACUCUCAGAGAAAACCCCUGUGGCUCACACAUCAGCAUUCAGGAUUGUGCUUCUGGGAAAAAGUGAGGACAAACAGAAAAAGCUUUGUAACUUCAUCUUUAGGGACAAAGGUUUUCCUUACCAAAGAAUGUCCCAAAUCAAGCAAAGUGUGGCCACCUUUGGAGAUUGGAGAGGGAGACCAUUAACAUUAGUGAAAACUCCAGACAUGUUCGGUCUGUCUGAGGAGAACGUGAGAAGAGAGGUUAUGAGGUGUGUGACUCUUUGUCCUCCUGGACCAAAUGUCCUCCUGCUGUUAGUGAAACCAUCUGAUUUCACUGAGAAGAAUAGACAAACACUGAAGUUCAUCCUGAGUUUGUUUGGUCAAGAUGCCUUUAAGUACUCAAUGAUCAUCAUGACACAUGAGGGGGAUGAAAUGAGUGUAUGUGUUAAUGAACUCCUUAAAGACUGUGGAGGAAGACACUACAGCAUGUCUGAAGAUGACCACAGAUCAUUGUUGCAGAAGAUUGAGAAGAUUGUGCAUGAAAACAAAGGAACCUUCCUCACCUUCACUGAAGAGAUCAUCAGACCAACAUCUGGACACAUCAGACCAGCUUUAAACCUGGUUCUGUGUGGGAGGAGAGGAGCAGGGAAGACUUCAGCAGCCAAGGCCAUUUUAGGACAGACAGAGCUCCAUUCAGUCUCCAACCCAUCAGAGUGUGUUAAACAUCAGGGAGAGGUGUGUGGACGUCGGGUGUCCCUGGUGGAGCUGCCUGCCUUGUAUGGAGAACGUCAGGAGGCAGUGAUGGAGGAAUCAUUCAGGUGUAUCUCCCUCUGUGAUCCUGAGGGUGUCCAUGCCUUCAUCCUGGUCCUACCUGUGGGUCCCCUCACUGAUGAAGACAAAGGAGAGUUACAGACCAUCCAGAACACUUUCAGUUCUCGAGUCAAUCACUUCACCAUGAUUCUGUUCACUGUGGAGUCAGAUCCUACAGCUCCAGAUGUUGUUAAGUUUCUUAAGGAAAACAAGGACAUCCAGGAGCUCCGUCAGAGCUGUGGAGGAAGAUAUGUUGUUCUCAACAUCGAGGGCCAGCAGCAGAUCCCAGAGCUGUUGGAUGCUGUGGAAAAGACGAUGAAAUCUCAAAACAAACCAAAUGUCUAUACAGCUGAAACCUUUGCACAUGUACAAAUGGAAAAGAUCAUACAACAACACCAUGAACUUGAAAGGCUGAAGAGCAAGAUCACUUGUGAUGAUGAGAAGCAGAGCCCAGAGUGUCUCAGGAUUGUGCUGAUAGGGAAGACCGGCUGUGGAAAGAGCUCUUCAGGAAACACCAUUCUAGGAAGUAAAGAGUUCAGAGCUGCAUCAACCCAAAGAUCAGUCACCAAAGAGUGUCAGAAAAUUCAUCCAUUUCUUUUCACAAGAGGAGAUUCAUUGGAAAAUGAGGAGCAGUCCAAUGAACAAUACAUUGAAAUGGGAUGUGAUGCUUCCUUUAAGAAACUGAUCGCUGACUGUGGAGGAAGAUACCAUGUGUUCAAUAACUAUGAUAAACAAAACCGGACACAAGUCAGUGAGCUGAUAACCAAGAUUGACACCAUGGUGAAGGAAAAUGGAGGCAGCUGCUACAGCAACGAGAUGCUGCAAGAGGCCGAGGCAGCUAUACAGAAAGAAGUGGAGAAGAUCCUGAAGGAGAAGGAAGAAGAGAUGCAGAGAGAGAGGGAGGAACUGGGAAGAAAACAUAAGGAAGAAAUGGAAGCAGUGAAAAGAAAAAUGGAAGAACAGAGAGCAGAAAUUGUAAAGGAGAGAAAACUGAGAGAAAAAGAACUUGAUGAAAAGGAGCAAAACAUUAAGAAGGAACAUGAGGAGAGAAAGAAAGAACAGAAGAUGAGAGAAGAAGAAGACAGGAAGAGAAAACAAGAGGAAGAAAAUCAACGACAGAAGUGGCAACAGAAAGUUGAAGCUUUGGAGCAAAAAAUAAGAUCAGAAUCAGAAUCUAAGGAAACCAUUGACAAAAAGCUGGAGGAGACCAGAGAAGAGAUGAGAAAAGAACGAGAGAACUGGGAGAAGGAAAGAAAAGAAGAGUGGGAAAAACGAGAAAAAGAAGAUAAACAGAAACAACAGGAGGAGCAAACAAGAUUUAGAAAGCUUCAAGAAGAAUUCGAACAGGAAAGAGAAAAAUAUGAAAAGAAAAGAGAAGAAGAGGACAGAAUUAGAAGAGAGGAAGAGGAAAAAGAGAGAAAAGACAUUGAAGAGAACUAUAAGAAAGAAAUGGAAAAUCUCAAGAAGACACAUGAAGAAGGAGCCAGAAAGAAAGCUGAAGAGUUCAAUGAGUUCAAAGAAGAAAAAAAAAAAGAGUUUGCAGCUCAGAAGCAAAUGCAUGAGAAACAAAUGAAAGAGAAAGACCAGCAAUAUGACAUCUUAAAGGCACUUUCAGUCCACAAAGAAAAAGAAUUAAAGAAGAAACAAAAAGAACAAAUAAAGAAAAAACAGGGCGAAAUUUAUGACUUCCUGAAAAAUGUGACCAAAAAGAUAGAAGGUCUGUCAGAAAUUAAUAAGUUAAUGAAAAAACAUGAAAAAGAAAUGGAACAGGAGAAAAAUGAGGAUGUAAAGAAGAGUAUGCGGCAACAACAUGAAAAAGAAAUUAUUGACUUGAUACCAACAUUUUGGAAAAAAGAAGACAAAGAAGACGCAUCAUGGUGGACGCGUUUCACAUUCUAUUGGUUCUGAAAACUGAAACUCUAAAAAUGCAGAGCCUUUAUUUUGUAAUAUGUUGCAAUGACCUACACUGUAAUUCGUACCAAUGGGACUUGCAUAAAUUCUCAUUGGCUCUCAGGUGUCUAAUCAGCAGCCUGUAUAAUAUUUAACGGCAGCUUUGUAAGCAGUUAUCUGACUGUUAAAACUAAAGCCUAGUGCACAAAACAAGACUUUGUAAAUCUCAGCAUUGUACAGCUCAGACCCGGCCUGUGAUUAUCUUGAUGUGGAGCUGACCACAAAACUGAUUUCAGACAAUUAUUUACUGAUUACAAUUUUAUUUUGAAUUAGAUGCUUGAUUGUAAUAUUACAAGUUUAUGAAAAAUAAAUUUUCUCUGGUGGUAUUGUGACUCAUUGUUUUGGAAUCAAGAUUACUACAAAAUAUUUCUUUUCUGAAACGGUUGUCUUUCUAAUUCCCUCUCCACGUAAUAGGAUAGCGCUACAACCAGGCAGAGCAACAAAGAAAGUAGCAAAGCUAGUUGACAUAUUAAACUUUUGACGUAGGCCUGUCCGGUCGGAAAAACUCCGAACACAUCUUCCUUUUUUAAGAAUGAUUUCAGUGCCGUUCUUUGUUCUUUUCUCAAAGAAAAGCUUAACUCCAAGUCUUCCAGAAGACCGCUGUUCCCAGCAGCAGCAGCAGCAGCCAUAAGCCCCGCCCACCGACUAGAGUUUGGUUUUUCCAGCUCACAAGCCAACGGAGAGUGCCUAGACCUAGGGUGCGUCUAAAUUUCUAGGCUAAAAUAUUACAGCAAAUAUUAAACAAACAAUAUAAUUUAAACUGCUUAUCAGAUAAAUAAACUUGAAUGAUUAUAUCUGUCCUUGUUUUGUUACAUGUCAAAUAAAAAUGGUUAUAACUGAUACACCAAUUUAAGACUCAUGUUAUGUAUUUUAUAUUUUUUUCAUUCUAAACGAUAAAUAAAGUGUUUAUCCUGUAGUUCAGUGUGGACUGUUGGUAAUUCUGAAGUCAAACCAGAAAAACUAAAAUCUAUUUAUUUAUUUAUGUAUAUCAUUGAUCUUAGGAGACUAAUGUUACUGGGGAUACUGUAUAAAAAGUGUGGGCCUAUCAUAGAUGUUAUGGUGUACUUGACCCAGAGAGUCCAAGUCAAGUCUCAGUCUCAAGUCUGCUGCAGCAGCUUACAGAAAAACGUCAUCACAAAACAUAGGCUAUAAAAUGCAUUACAGUUAAAGUUAAAACAUAAAUCACCAAUUUUAGAGACAGGUCUUCAUAUUAUCACCUGUAACCAGAGGGUGUCUAUGAAUCCCCACUGUGGUUGUGAAGGUGACUGAGACUGAGUUUGCUCUGUAAAACAUUUUGGUGUGUGAAUAAGGAGGAAUACUCUAAUUUCUGCAUUGUAAUUCAUCUGCUUCUGCUGUUUGUGUUUCUGACAUUAGUGUGAUAUUUGCAGACAUGUGCUAGCUAGCGUCAGCUACCCAGCAGGUGGUGACAGACUGAACAAAGAAUGUUCACACUGUUCAGUUGAUUCACACAGCUUCAUUUCUUCUAAACAGAUAAUGCCUCAUUACAACAACAGGAAGGGGAGAGAUAUCUGAAUGUAUCAACAAAAACGCUGUCAAAACAUAUAACCUGUGUAAGCUUUACAAAACAUUUAACGUUUUAUUAAUUAUAUUGUUUAGUUCCCCUGGCGAAGGAGCCCAUCAGUUUAUUGAUUAAUUGAUCAUUUCAAACUGUGUUAGGUUGAAUAACCAAUGUAUUCUUAAAUAUCAGUAACUGUAUUGUAUGUGUCAUCCUGUGUGUUUUAAUAUAAUAUCUUAAAAUAUUUAGAGUGCUUGAUGCAACAAGAAGGCUCCCUGUCUAUAUCCUCAGGCUUUUCUUACACUCUGUGUUUCCUGUUCAAUGAGCUACAGCCUGAUUAUUGUCAUUGCAGUUUAAAUGCACAUCAUUUAUAACGACUAUUCCUGUUAUCAUUUAUAUCAUUCAGUAUCGUUAUUACACUCCGACCAUAGUAUAUACUGUUUUGUGCAGUAUUGUUCUGUAACUUCUACACCACCAAGGUCCAUGUUGCUGUACUGGAGUUUUUGAUCGAAUGAUCGUCCUCCUUAUACUUAUUUUUUAUUUUAACCUUUUUAAUCCUAUUUGAAUGUGUAUUUUUAUAUUGUCUUGUGAUCUUUUUGUAAUGUCUUUCUGUCUAAUGUAAAGCACCUUGUUGUUGAAAGGUGUACACUAAUAAAUGUAGCUUGACAUUCAUGACUUUGUAUGACAUAUGUAUGACACAUGUACGUGUAUGUGACAAUAAAGUACCUUUACCAGA
Molecule: messenger RNA, 5933 nt
Organism: Perca fluviatilis (European perch)
Lineage: Eukaryota; Metazoa; Chordata; Actinopteri; Perciformes; Percidae
Product: GTPase IMAP family member 8-like
Exons: 9
Coding region: 166-3639 (1157 amino acids)
Molecular function (GO): GTP binding
Source: RefSeq, a predicted model, not a curated record